Helianthus annuus (common sunflower) is the source of this 1836-nucleotide messenger RNA. RefSeq names its product probable carotenoid cleavage dioxygenase 4, chloroplastic. The record is from RefSeq and is a predicted model, not a curated record. Gene Ontology annotation, biological process: carotene catabolic process. The transcript is spliced from 2 exons. NCBI's taxonomy places the organism in Eukaryota, Viridiplantae, Streptophyta, Magnoliopsida, Asterales, Asteraceae. Gene Ontology annotation, molecular function: carotenoid dioxygenase activity. Bases 45 to 1757 code for a protein of 570 amino acids. Gene Ontology annotation, cellular component: chloroplast stroma.
UGUAUUUUUUUUUGUUUGGGUUAAGGUACAACCACUGAACAAGAAUGAAUACAAUUCCGUUGUCAAACUCAUAUGCCUUUUCCCAUUAUUCUCAUACCAAAAUCUUCAAAUCUCAACCAACUUUCAUCACUAGAAACAGUAAAAAAGAUACCAAUAUUCCAGCUCCGAACGAAUCAAGAAACUUACCUUCAAACCUAUCUUUACUUGAAAAAAUAUUUAACAAGGCUAUCAUCAAGUUUCUUGAUCAUCCUCCUCAUUUGUCGGUCGACCCAUGCAACACGCUAACUGAUAACUUCGCACCAGUCGAUGAGCUGAGUCCUACAAAAUGUGAGGAUGUAUACGGGUCACUCCCUUCAUGCCUGGAUGGCGUGUACAUACGCAACGGACCCAACCCACAGUUUAUCUCCAGCGGUCCACAACACUACCUGGAUGGGGAUGGGAUGGUUCACUCCAUCAGGAUCUCUCAAGGUUGUGCCACUUUCUGCAGCCGAUACAUCAAGACCAACAAGUACCUAUUUGAAAACCAAGUUAAAUCCUCCAUUGUCCCAAAUUUUAUUGGAGGUAUGAAAGGACUUGGUCCUUUUGUCGCGCGUGCAGCGUUUUUCAGUGCAAGAAUUGUUUUGGGUAAGUACGAUAUUGGCAAAGGGAUUGGUGUUGCAAACACCAACUUAGCGUUUUUUGGAGGCAGCCUGUUCGCACUAUGUGAAUCCGAUCUUCCAUAUGCACUCAAAGUCGAGGACAAUGGCGAUGUAAUAACUUUACAUCAGCAUGAUUUCAAAGGAAAGCUUUUUAUGAACAUGACCGCUCACCCGAAGAUUGAUCCCAAGACUAAGGAGGCGUUUGCUUUUCGUUAUUGGGCAACAUAUCCUUAUAUAACUUAUUUUCGAUUCGAUGCAAAUGGAGACAAGCAAACUGAUGUACCUAUUUUCUCCAUGAAGGAACCCUCUUUAACUCAUGAUUUGGCAAUCACUCAAAAGUAUGCAAUCAUUUGUGAUAUUCAACUUGGAGCUCAUCCAAUGAACCUGAUCCAGAAAGGAAGCCUUAUAAGUUUUGACAAAAUGAAAGUUCCAAGAAUCGGUGUUCUUCCACGGUAUGCAAAGGAUGAAUCAGAGAUCAAGUGGUUUGAGGUGCCUGGGCUCAAUAUACUUCAUGUAGCUAAUGCGUGGGACGAGACCGAUGAAUAUGGAAGCGAGGUCUUGGUGUUGGUGGCACCCAAUACAUUGUCGAUUGAGCACUUCUUUGAUCGGAUGGAUCUGAUCCAAGCAUCCAUGGAAAAAGUGACUAUUCAUUUUGGGACGGGGGUUGUGUUAAGGCAAACUCUGUCGGUUGAUAACAUGGAGUUUCCUGUUAUCAAUCCGGCAUAUAUAUCAAAAAAGAACAAGUUCGUUUACACAGCAAUUCAUGAGAAAACGCCGAAAAAAUCAAGGAUGAUAAGGACAAUAGGAGUGGCAAAGCUUGACAUUGCCGCAUCAGAAGGAACCAAAGAACGACAUGAGUACACAGUGGCAAGUCGGAUGUAUGGAGAUAAUUGCUUCGGAGGUGAACCAUUUUUCGUUGCAAGAGAUUCAAGCGUAGAGGAGGAUGAUGGGUAUUUGGUGUCUUAUGUGCAUGAUGAAAACUCGGGUGAGUCAAGGUUCUUGGUGAUGGAUGCCGGAUCACCGAAUCUUGAAGUGGUGGCUGUUGUCAAGCUGCCACAACGAGUGCCGUAUGGUUUACAUGGUCUAUUUAUUAAAGAAAAGGACUUGAGUGCAAUGUGACAAUCCGACAAUAUUGUAUGUUACCAUUGUAUUUUCAAAUACAUAUACAUAUAUUGCUAUGAUAAAUAAAAUUGUGAUA